Messenger RNA from Fusarium verticillioides 7600, 2633 nucleotides. RefSeq lists its product as hypothetical. Gene Ontology annotation, biological process: rRNA processing. The transcript has a single exon. Bases 158 to 2353 code for a protein of 731 amino acids. The record is from RefSeq and is a predicted model, not a curated record. Gene Ontology annotation, cellular component: Mpp10 complex; nucleus; small-subunit processome. NCBI's taxonomy places the organism in Eukaryota, Fungi, Ascomycota, Sordariomycetes, Hypocreales, Nectriaceae.
CACUUUCGCUUCAUCUCGAGUCGUCUUCAGCUUCGACUUAUCAAAGUCAUCGUACGCCACGGCAAUCGCACGCAAUACGACGGCUCUUAUGUACCAUUUAUCAUCGCGGUAAAAAAGCAGUGCAAAUCAGCUCUGCUUCCGAUAAAAACUCCAGAGCAUGGCCGUCCAGACGUCGCCAUCGCUCACUUCAACCUCACAUACCUUGACUGCCGCGCCGCCCGCAAUGGCUGCCCCCGAUUCUCUCACAAAUAGCCACGUCUUGGCCCUGUUAGAAACCCUGUCCGACGGCAAGCGACACGCUUUUCUUCAACCCACAGCUUCCAUCCCAACCGAUUCUCUCAAUCUUGUUAAGCACACCCUCGAAGGGUUUGCCUCACAAGUCAGCGAUGAGCAGCAGGAGAGGUUAAAGGAAAAUCGCAAGCGCAAGAGAGGUGCUGCAAAUAGCGAGGAUGUCCUCAAAAUGCGCAAGGUCUAUAUCGAUGGGUUCGAGACCGGCCAGGUUUGGCAGCAGGCCAAGAGAAUUAUUGGUGGUGUCUUGAAGUAUUCAGAAGAGGCGCUGGCAGAGUUGGAGGAGCGCAAGGAGAUCGCCGUCAACGGCGCUGAAGCAUCAGACUCCAAGACGCUCGAGUUUGGAGAGGAUGGCUUCGAAGUUGAUUCCGACGAUGAGGACGAGAGCGAUCGGGAUGGAUCCGACGACGACGAGGAACAAUUAUCGGUGGACGAAGCUCAAGAAGAUGGCCAAGAUGACGGCUGGGAAGAUGAUGAAGAGGAGAUUGAAGAAGGCAGAGACGAUUAUCAGGAAGAUGAUGAGGAAGACGAGGGAGUGGAUGGACCGGUUGAAGAGUAUGAGGAGGAUCCCGACGGUCUCAACGAUGGUUUCUUCUCACUCGACGAUUUCAACCGACAAUCACAAUAUUUCGAGGAGCAGGACGCAAAGGGAGAUCCCUACACGGAUCAAGCAAGCGACGAUGAGGAGAUCAACUGGGACGCGGAUCCUCUGGCUCGCCCUACAACAGGUUCAAAAUCUAAGAAGGCUGUUAAACAGCCAGUCUCUGAAGAUGAAGGUGAUGACGAUGAGGAGGACGGCCCUACAUUUGGCGACAUGGCUCUCGAUGCCCCAGAAGGCGACAGUGAGGAUGAAGCCAUGGAUAUGGAUGAGCCUGUGGAUAACGACGACAACGGUCUCAAUGCCAAUGAUGUCUACUAUAAGGACUUCUUUGCGCCGCCGCGUCGAAAGUCGAAUGGCGGUAAGCCCAAAAAGUCUGUCAAGUUCCAGCCCGAGCAGCCAAACGAUGCCGACGUUGAAAGAGCCAUGGCCGAUGUUCGCAGAGAUCUCUUUGACGACGAGUCAGAACAGGAGGAUUCAGACGAUGCUCUCUCCGAUGUUUCCGCUGGGGAUCCCAAGUCGAGACGCUCAGCACACGAGCGGAGACAGGCCAAGCUCGCCGAAGAGAUCCGCAAGCUUGAGGCUGCAUCCGUUGCCAAGCGUGAGUGGACUCUCUCUGGUGAAGCUGCUGCAGUUGACCGCCCUGUAAACUCUUUACUCGAGCAGGAUCUCGAUUUCGAGCAUGUUGGCAAGCCCGUGCCUGUCAUCACUCCUGAGGUCAGUGGAAGCAUUGAGGACCUCAUCAAGCGUCGUAUUCUCGCUCAAGAGUUCGACGAGGUUAUUCGCCGACGUCCGGAUACCGAAGGUGCAGCCGCAGUUACUCGUCGUGGUCUCGUCGAACUCGAUGAUACCAAGGCAACAAAGGGUCUGGCCGAGAUCUACGAGGAAGAGCACGCCAAGAAUACAAACCCAGACACUUAUGUCAGCCAAUCAGACGAGAAGCUUCAGCGCGAGGAGAAGGAAGUUGAGGCGAUGUGGAAGGAUGUCAGCGCUCGUCUGGACGCCCUCAGCUCAUGGCACUACAAACCCAAGCCCGCAGCACCCUCACUAUCCGUCGUUGCGGACGUUGCCACUGUCGCAAUGGAGGAUGCCCAGCCCACGACAGCCCAGGGUGUCACCGGCGAGAGCAGUCGCAUGGCUCCUCAAGAAGUUUACAAGGCUGGAGCCACGGACAACGCAGCCAGCGGCGAAGUCGUCACCAAGGCCGGUCUUCCUGUCGCCCGCCAGGAGAUGUCCCGCGAGGACAAGGCCCGCCGGCGCCGUCGCGAGAAAGAGCGCGUGCGCAAGGCUGGAGGCGUCGACGGCGAGAAGGUUGUCAGCAAGAGAGCCAAGAUGCAGCGCGACACCAUCGCCGAGCUCAAGAAGGGAGGCGUCAAGGUCAUCAACCGCAAGGGAGAGAUCACCGACGUCGAUGGCAAGAAGGCAAAGACUGCCAAGGUUGCUUCGAGCGGCAAUUUCAAGUUGUAGUAGAUGGUCAAGGGGCAUUAUUCCUUUUUGCAGUUUGGUUCGGGGUUUCAAAAGUAACAAUGGGGUGUUUGCAUGGCUCGCGAGCGAUUCUUCAUAAGAACGCAUUUUCAUGUUAGUUGCAUAGGUUUCAUAUGUCCACAGUGGAUUCCUGUUUGAGUGACUCGGUUAAUGCAUAAAAGAUCAAGUUUUGUACUCGUCUUCACUCAUGAGUUAUGCUCACACCUUUCCUGUUGAAUCCGCCCAUUGUGCCGAGCGUCCCCGAUCGCGUAACUAGUCGUAC